AUCUUACCCCUACCCCUUACCCCUACCCCUUAGUUUACCCCUAGCCCUUGGCCCUCAAAAACAAGGGGUAAGGGGUAGGAGUGAAAACAUACCCCUAUGAAAUGGGACGCCACUUGGUUACGGUUACGUCAUCAAGCAUUGUCGCUAGCUGGCUGCUACGUCACCAGAGGCGACAAGUGUUGAUCACAAACUUCCAAGAUGCCGUCUGCAAGUGUGUGUAUGUCGAUUGCAUGGGUUUUAGUGGUUUGUUUGCGAUUGUCUGCAACAAAUCGAAGAAAUCAAGCGAGAAGAAGAGGUCUACGUCUACGACGCCUACGAAUGCUGGUGGAUCAUCUUAUGACUGGUGCUCCAACAACAUACUAUGCCAUAAACCCCAACAUGCCUAUACUGCGCAUGUGGUUUGAUGUUGAGACUGAGCUGAGGCAGGAUUUCCGCCUCACCAGAACAGCGAUGCACAGCUUACAGAGGCUUUUGCAGAGGGAGCAGGACCAUGGCUGGGGUAAUGAGCUUGAAGUACUCAUAUACACCUAUUGGCUGGCACAUGGACUCUCUUAUCGGGUGGUGUCCCGUGUCUUUAAUGUACCAAAGGCUACAGUUCACCGCAUCAUCCACAGAGUGGCCCAGAACAUAUGGGACAAUCUGAAGAGAGCAAUCUACUUCCCUCUAACAGUGGACCUGCCUGCAGUGGGUCAGGGAUUCGUCAACAUCUCAGGAACCCCUGCAUUCCACAAUGUGGUUGGAGCAAUUGAUGGCAGCCACAUACGGAUCAAAACCACCACAGCGUCACAGAUUAGACUAUUUGAAUUAUAAAGGCUUUUACUCAGUCAACAUGCAGGCAAUAUGUGACUCGAAUGGCAGGUUUCUGGACAUUUUUGUGGGGUAUCCGGGGUCUGUCCAUGACACACGAAUAAUGAAAAACAGCAGUUUUUAUACCACGAGACAGUAUCCACCAACGGGCUACAUCCUUCUGGGUGAUGGUGGGUAUCCCUGUUUGGAAACUCCAAUUUGCCUCAUCACCCCAUUCACGGAGCCAGUGCAUGGACAAGUACAGCAGCGAUUUAAUUACUAUCAGUCAAGGGGGCGCAGCAUAAUUGAAAGGGCAUUCGGCAUGAUGAAGACCAGAUGGCGGUCAACGCUUUUCAGAGCUUUGGAGGUGAAGCCCACGUUUGCACCCCAAGUAAUUGCUUCAUGUGUCUUUUUGCACAAUGUGUGUAUGGACAAUGGUGACACACUUGUUCCAGAUGAAGACAUUUUAAUGGAUGACCUCCAACCUCCCCGUGAACACAUGGCAUACAAUGAAACCUCUGGGAAUGACACAAGAAACAGACUGGCUGCCCUAGUUUCAGGCAAUGUGCAAGCCCCAUGAACAUGACCAGCGUAUACAUUUUAUAGUUCUUUUAUGUUCAUGUAUGUAUGUGUACUACUUAGGUCUGUUUUGCAAUAAAUAUUUGUUUACACAUUGCAUGGUGUUUUGUAUAUCUGUUUCAAUUAUCAUGGUUUUGAAUGUUAUUCAUGUUCAGAAACACUAUGAUUUGACUAUUGACUCUGAUUAUUCAACUACUAACUAACAUUUAUGGUUAGUCUCUGUGGUUGAUGUAACCACUGCUUCAGUUAAAUUAUGCGCUUAAAUAAU
Messenger RNA from Sander lucioperca (pikeperch), 1633 nucleotides. RefSeq lists its product as uncharacterized. Bases 199 to 810 code for a protein of 203 amino acids. NCBI's taxonomy places the organism in Eukaryota, Metazoa, Chordata, Actinopteri, Perciformes, Percidae. The transcript has 2 exons. The record is from RefSeq and is a predicted model, not a curated record.